Molecule: messenger RNA, 3281 nt
Organism: Papilio xuthus (Asian swallowtail)
Lineage: Eukaryota; Metazoa; Arthropoda; Insecta; Lepidoptera; Papilionidae
Gene: Esyt2
Product: extended synaptotagmin-like protein 2
Exons: 24
Coding region: 337-2820 (827 amino acids)
Biological process (GO): lipid transport
Cellular component (GO): endoplasmic reticulum membrane
Molecular function (GO): calcium ion binding; phosphatidylethanolamine binding; phosphatidylinositol binding
Source: RefSeq, a predicted model, not a curated record
UCAAUUCUGUUAUGUCAAACUCAAACCAUAAAACCAAUAUUUGUAUUGGAAUAACAAAUAAGAUUAACUAUUGAUUUACUUAAGUAAAAUAAUUAACAAUGAAAUGAUGUCAAUAAUUGUAUCAGGAUAUUACUAUACAUAAGUAUCAGAAAGGAAAAAACAGCUUGUAGACGUAACAAAUUGGCUCAACUUACCGCUAACGUCAGGAACUAAAUUGACAGACAUUCGGUAAUUCUGUUUGAGUUAGUUUUGUAGUGUUCAUGUGUUCAUAUCGAUAUAGUUCUGCUGUUUUUAGUUUAUAAUUUGUCGUACGCCGUUCGCCUUGUGUUGUAUACAAUGGCGAAUAAUAACAUGGCAGUCACAAGCAAAUUUGCACUGCCUGUAAGCAGUGAAGAUAACAUGGAUGUACUGGGCAUGAUCUACAGAUUCUUUAAAAAGGUGUCGAUUGUCGGUGCUGUAUACUUAGUGGGAUAUAUGCAAUGGAGCGUGGCUUGGCUCAUCGGCCCCGUCGUGUUGUCCGUCAUCCGAGAUCAAUGGCGAAGAGAAAACGAAUACCGCCGCAACUUGGCCAAGGCCGCUGCCUCGUCCUCAGAAAAAGAUGUCGUUCUGGCACGACUUGACGAUCUUCCAGCCUGGGUUUUCUUCCCUGACAUAGAGCGUGCAGAAUGGUUAAACAGGAUAUUAUUACAAGUUUGGCCGAAUGUGAAUCACUAUGCCAGAACUAUAUUGAAGGAGUCUAUCGAGCCGGCGGUUGCUGAGAGCCUGGCUAAUUAUAAACUCAAUGGAUUCAGAUUUGAACGUAUGAUACUCGGCACAAUUGCACCUCGAGUUGGCGGUGUGAAAGUAUACGACAAAAAUCUAUCCAGAAAUGAAAUUAUUAUGGACAUCGACUUAUUUUACGCCGGCGACUGUGACAUAUCUUUCGUCCUGCAACGAAUUCGAGGUGGAAUAAAAGAUCUACAGAUUCAUGGCAUGGUGCGCGUUGUCAUGAAGCCUCUGAUCACCAAAAUGCCACUGGUGGGGGGCCUGCAAGUGUUCUUCCUCAACAACCCCUCGAUUGACUUCAACCUUGUCGGUGCUGCGGAUAUAUUGGACAUGCCUGGCUUUAGUGAUAUCUUGCGUCGUUGUAUCGUGGAGCAAGUGUCGAGGAUCAUGGUGCUGCCCAACAAGCUGCCGAUCAAAUUGAGCGAUGAAAUACCCACUGUGGACCUGCGCAUGCCUGAACCUGAGGGCGUACUUCGUAUUCAUCUCGUCCAAGCUCAAAACUUAAUGAAAAAAGAUGUUUCUAUGUUAGGAAAGGGUAAGUCGGAUCCUUACGCCAUUAUAACAGUUGGCGCGCAGCAAUGGAAGACGAAACACAUAGACAACGACGUCAACCCACAUUGGGACUUCUGGUGCGAGGCGAUAAUAAGCUCGCGGAAGAGCCAGGUGCUGCAGUGCGAGCUGUGGGACUGGGACCCGGGGAUGGGCAUACAGAACGAUGAUUAUCUCGGCAGGUGUUCAUUGGACAUUUCUCAAGUGGUGCGCGCCGGUCGCCUGGAUACGUGGCAAACUCUCCAGCAAGCAAAACAUGGGAAGGUGCACCUUCGUCUCUCAUGGCAUAGACUUUCUACAGACCUGACCGACCUUAGUCACGCAAUAACAGAGACACAAUUGGUGAAGACCGGUGAACUCAGUUCGGCUGUGUUAUCCGUGUAUAUUGAUUCUUGUAAGAAAUUGCCGAACGCAAGAACAGUUUCGCGACCCGACCCGUACCUAACGGUAACGGUGGGCAAAAAGACUGAGAACACGGCGGUGCAGAUGCGCACAGACGACCCAGUCUAUGAAAUCGGAUACUCCUUCCUCGUGCAGAACCCAGAAAUUGACCUCUUGGAAAUUAAAGCGUUAGAUCAGAAAACUGGCAGCAUCCUGGGACAACUGACGUACAGCAUUCGAGCCUUGCUAAAGGAAAAAGAUCUGUGUAUGCUGACACAGCCGAUAACGCUGCAGAAAUCCGGACCCGAGUCGAAAAUUAUACUCGCUCUACAGUUGAAGAUAUUAAAAGAAGCGAUAAAGGAGGAAGAUGUAGACACAGAGUCGGUGUCAGAUGUUCCUGUGGUACCGGAGCCUGUGGCGGUGUCGUCACCCCUGCCCCCCGCCCCGCAGCCCGCCCCGAGCGCCCCGCCCUCCGCACUGCCGGCCACGCCCCCGCCCACACCCGCAGUCAUGGACUCCACCGAUGCCGCACAACCACCUUUGAUAUUGAACGCGGAGUUGAAAAAAUUAGAGGACAAUUUGCAAGACAAUGCCUCAGACAAGUCUAUCCCAGUGGAACAUAUCGAGAGAGCUGUUGAUGUCCCACAAGAGGAAACGCCGUCUGGUAGAGAUUCACCGAAGCUGGUGCAUCGUACAUCAUCUAUAACUACGUCUGCGGGCGAGGCGGGGCUCGGCCGCAUCCUGCUCUCGCUGCGCUACAGCAUGCAGCAUCAGACACUUUACGUUGUCGUACAUAAAAUUAUGAACAUACCUCUCAAGGAUCCCACCAAUGUUCCCGAUCCUUAUGUCAAGUUAUAUUUGUUGCCCGGACGCUCCAAGGACUCGAAGCGCAAGACUGCGGUAGUAAAGGACAACUGUAUGCCGGAGUAUGACGAACAGUUUGAGUGGGUGAUAUCCCACGCGGAGCUGCACUCCAGGCAGAUUGAGGUCACUGUUGCCACACACAAAGGAUUCCUCGGGGGCAGCCCUAUCAUUGGACAGGUGAUUGUACAUCUCAACCAAUAUGAUUUCCGCGAAGCGAAAACUCUGUGGUUCGACCUCAUGCCUGAAAUACCUAGUGUUUAGAGCUUAUUUUUUUUUAUAUUACGCUAUAAUUUCACUAAGUUUUGUGCAAACUAAUGAUGCUUAUAGAAGAUAGAAUAAGUUAAACAUGUAUCAAUCGAAAUGCUUUUAAUUUUCAAACAAUAUAAGAAAGUUUACAUACAGUUCCAUCCAUUAAUUGAAUUCGUAAACAAAGCUGAAAGAAUAGUACAAUAUUCUGAUAAUCUCAUAACUUUAAAAUUCCUAUUAUGAUCUGUAUAAUUAAAAAAGGGAAUAAUUGCUAGCUUUUUAAAUGUGCUUUUAAUUUAUUUUUAGAGACACAAGUAACGUUUUCUAUAUGCAAUUUAUGUGAAUGCAAUUAUGUUUAAAAAUGUGUGAAGAUAACAAAAUAUUGUGUAUGUAAGUGACCUUUUAUUGUUGUGUUCGAAAAAAAUCUCAUCAUUUGAUUAUUUCAAUAGAUAUAUAUAUAUUCUAUAGUUUUGUUG